Molecule: messenger RNA, 1596 nt
Organism: Raphanus sativus (radish)
Lineage: Eukaryota; Viridiplantae; Streptophyta; Magnoliopsida; Brassicales; Brassicaceae
Product: chaperone protein dnaJ 3
Exons: 6
Coding region: 109-1371 (420 amino acids)
Biological process (GO): response to heat; protein refolding
Cellular component (GO): cytoplasm; cytosol
Molecular function (GO): ATP binding; Hsp70 protein binding
Source: RefSeq, a predicted model, not a curated record
GCUUUCUUCGAAAACAAACUCCGUCUCCUUCUCCUCGCCGCCGUUAAAGCCUCGCGCGAUUUACCUCCUCUCCCAGUUAGGGUUUUCUUAAAGAAGGGAAGUGAAAAGAUGUUCAGAAGAGGACCUUCGAGUAAGAGCGACAACACCAAGUUCUACGAGAUCCUCGGCGUUCCUAAGACCGCGUCGCCCGAAGAUCUCAAGAAGGCUUACAAGAAAGCCGCCAUCAAAAACCAUCCCGACAAGGGUGGAGAUCCUGAGAAGUUUAAGGAGUUAGGUGAGGCUUAUGGAGUUCUUAGUGAUCCAGAGAAGCGUGAGAUCUACGAUCAAUACGGAGAGGAUGGACUCAAGGAUGGAAUGGGUGAACGCAGUGGACACGACCCUUUUGAUAUCUUCUCGUCCUUCUUCGGUGGUGGUGAAAGCCCAUUCGGAGGUGGCAGCAGCCGUGGAAGGAGGCAGAGGCGUGGUGAAGAUGUUGUUCACCCCCUGAGGGUCUCCCUUGAGGAUCUUUAUCUCGGAACGACAAAGAAGCUCUCACUUUCUAGGAAUGCUCUGUGCUCAAAGUGUAACGGAAAGGGUUCAAAGUCUGGAGCUUCAAUGAAAUGUGGUGGGUGUCAAGGAAAGGGAAUGAAGGUCUCGAUCAGGCGGAUCGGACCUGGGAUGGUUCAGCAGAUGCAGCAUGCGUGUCAUGAUUGCAAGGGUACAGGAGAGACCAUCAAUGAUCGUGACAGGUGUCCACAGUGCAAAGGAGAUAAAGUGAUCACCGAGAAGAAGGUGCUUGAAGUAGCUGUUGAAAAGGGAAUGCAACACAGUCAGAAGAUCACAUUCCGUGGACAAGCAGAUGAAGCGCCUGAUACAGUCACUGGAGAUAUAGUGUUCGUCAUUCAGCAGAAGGAGCACCCAAAGUUCAAGAGAAAGGGAGAUGAUCUCUUUGUGGAGCACACUCUUUCUCUAACAGAAGCACUCUGUGGAUUCCAGUUCGUUUUGACGCACUUGGACGCAAGACAGCUUCUCAUCAAAUCCAACCCAGGGGAGGUUGUGAAGCCAGAUUCAUACAGGGCGAUAAGCGACGAGGGGAUGCCCAUGCACCAAAGGUCGUUCAUGAAGGGCAAGCUUUACAUCCACUUCACGGUCGAGUUCCCGGAGUCGCUUAGCCCGAAUCAGACAAAGGCCAUUGAAGCUGUCUUACCAAGGCCGGCAAAGGCAGCUCUGAGCGACAUGGAGAUAGAUGAGUGCGAAGAGACGACGCUGCAUGAUGUGAACAUUGAAGCUGAGAUGAAAAGAAACGCUCAAGCUAAAAGAGAGGCUUAUGAUGACGAUGAUGAAGAAGAAGGCCAAGGCGGUGGUCAUGGCGUUCAAUGUGCUCAGCAGUGAUCGACAUGCACAUUUUAGUGCUAUCCAACAUUUGCGGUUUUUUACUUAAUAUCUUUUUUAUAGACUUUGCCCAAAUUCUUGUUACAAUUUUGUUUUAUUCAUUUUUGAAUAACCUUCUCUAGUUCUUCAGAUUUUGUCCUCUCCACCAGCAAUUUAAUGUGCAAAAUCAACAGGAUUUCACCAACAUAAUUUCUUUCUACAGUUAUUGAAAAUGCUUUAUCUAUC